UUUUUUUUUAAUUUUGAUAAGAUGGCACGCUAUAAUCAAGCGGAAGACGAUGAUGACGACAUUUACACAUUUUCAGAAGAUUAUCGUACACAACAAAAGCAAAAAUACAUGUCAGCGAGUAGUAUGCGAUUAGCUUCACAUAGUAAAACAAGAGUCGCCUAUUUCCACGAUGAAGGAGUUGGCAAUUAUCAUUAUGGUGAACGUCAUCCGAUGAAACCGCAUCGUUUAACAUUGACGAAUCACUUGGUAUUGAAAUAUGGAAUGCACGAAAAAAUGGAAAUAUUUCAACCUAGAAGAGCAACUGAAGAAGAAAUAUUAAAUUUUCAUUCAACAGAUUAUGUGGAAUUCCUCAAGAGAGUGACACCUGAAAAUGCAGAUAGUUUUGAAAGUGUAUUUCAGAAAUUUAAUGUUGGAGAUGAUUGUCCAAUUUUUGAUGGCAUCUAUGACUUUUGUCAACGAUAUGCAGGAGCAACAAUAGAAGCCUCACGUAAAUUGAUUGCUAAUGGUGCUGAUAUAUGUAUUAAUUGGUCUGGUGGACUUCACCAUGCAAAAAAGAGUGAAGCAAGUGGAUUUUGUUAUGUAAAUGAUAUUGUCCUUGGUACUUUAGAAUUAUUAAGAUAUUUCCCUCGUGUUUUAUAUAUUGAUAUUGAUAUUCAUCACGGCGAUGGUGUGCAGGAAGCAUUUUAUUCAACUGAUCGUGUCAUGACAGUCUCCUUUCACAAAUAUAACGGUGAUUUUUUCCCAGGUACAGGCCAUAUCGAUGAGAUUGGCACUUCAUUAGGCAAAUACUAUUCCGUGAACGUACCAUUAAGGGAUGGUAUUGAUGAUGAUGCCUAUGUCUGGUUAUUUAAAGAAGUUGUAGAUGCUGUUAUUGAUACCUUCCAGCCUUCAGCUAUCGUUUUACAAUGUGGAGCAGAUUCAUUAGGAUGUGAUCGUUUAGGGUGUUUUAAUCUAAGUAUUCGUGCUCAUGGGCGUUGUGUGCAGAUUAUUAAGAAUUUUAAAAUUCCACUUUUAGUUGUUGGAGGUGGAGGUUAUACUGUACGCAAUGUCGCGCGAUGCUGGACAUACGAGACCUCUGUGCUAACGGAUACAACCUUAAGUGAAGAUUUACCACCUAAUGAAUAUCGUGAAUUCUUUAAGCCCGACUAUAAACUUCAUCCGGACCUUAAAGGAAGAGUUGAGAAUCAAAAUGAUCGUACUUAUCUACUUAAAGUAAGAGAACGUGUGAUGGAACAGUUAAGGUAUCUAGAUGCAGCACCAAGUAUUCAAAUGCAAGAAAUCCCACCAGAUAUUCAAGGAUUCCUAGAUGGUGAAAAGGAACAAAAAGAUAAAGAAGAAGACUCAGAAAUAGGAAAAGAGAAACGAAAUCCAACAGGAGGGAAAGUAGCUCUGGAAAACGAAUGGUUCGAUAAUGAAAAAGAUAAUGAAGGUGAAACAUCAUCGUUAUAAUGAAAGUGGGAAAAUCGACUCAAUAUAGAUAAUUAAAUGUAUUUUUGUAUUAUAUAUUAUUUACUACUAUUUACUACACUGUCAUUUUCUUUUUUUUUUUUUUUU
Molecule: messenger RNA, 1554 nt
Organism: Cokeromyces recurvatus
Lineage: Eukaryota; Fungi; Mucoromycota; Mucoromycetes; Mucorales; Mucoraceae
Exons: 4
Coding region: 22-1449 (475 amino acids)
Molecular function (GO): histone deacetylase activity
Source: RefSeq, a predicted model, not a curated record